AUGGACCGUUCAUCGUCAUCUUCUUCCCCUGAACGCCCCCCUCGACACUCUCUCCCAAUCCCUAGAAGCUACAAGUGCCUGGAAAUUCUGGGACUAGGCGGAUUUGGAAUAGUGUACAAAUGUGUAAAACAGAGCACUGGAAGAAUCGUGGCUGUAAAGAUCUCUGAGCACACAAAGAAUCAGCAAUGGGAGGCAUUCGUGCUGACGGUCCUCAUGGACCACAACCUGGACAAGUUCAACAUCAUCAAGUAUUAUGGUGAGUUCAACGUGAACAGUCAGCUGAGCCUGGUAUUUGAGAUGUUGGACAUCAGCCUGCAGCACUACCUGCUGGACUUGAAAGGCCCAAUGCGUCUACGGGACAUCAGAACCGUUAUUCAACAGAUGGCAACAGCUUUCGAUGCCCUGAAGGGAGUUGGCAUAAUCCACACCGAUGUAAAAAUAGACAACAUCAUGUUGGUGGAUCAGGUGAGACAGCCCUUCAGGAUCAAACUGAUUGACUUCGGCUUGGCUAUGUUCCGGUCUCAAGCCAAGCAGGGCAGGGUUCACCAGACACCCCAAUAUAGAGCUCCAGAAAUCAAUAUUGGACUCCCAUUUUCAGAGGCCAUAGACACCUGGUCGCUGGGCUGCGUGAUGGCGAUCAUGGUGUUUGGUCGUGUGCUCUUCCCUGUGAGAAAUGAGUAUGACGCAUUCCGAUUCAUCAUCGACCUCCUGGGUCCACCGCCGCAGCAUCUCCUCAAUGCAGGACUGAAAUCGCAUAUGUGUUUUAAGAAAGCGAUUCUGACCAGUGGAUGCUCAAGACAAGUGAGGAGUAUUGGGGUCCAAGAAAUUACUCCACGGACAACAGGUUGUACACCUUCCGCUCUGGAUGAAACGAAAACGAUGCGUCUGGAGAUGGACAACCUGGAAGAGGCGGAUGAGAGGAGGGAAUGUAUUGAGCUGUUGAAGGCCAUGCUCCAGUGGGAUGGAAAUGAGAGAAUCACCCCCGCUGGUAUUCUCAACCAUCCCUUCAUUACCAAGAGCUACCUCAACAGCAGCUCCACCUCAGCUCCUGGUAAGCGUGUGUUUUUAUCAGACUGUGAGUUUCUCUUUGCUAGCUCUGAUCCUGAACCGAGCAGCAGCAGCCAGACCAGGACCAACCAGACGACCCAGGUCGAUGACAGCUCAGAUGAAUCACUGCCACCGGGUGUCAUCAUGGUUCGGCCUGCAGCCCCCAUGAACAGAAUCCCCCUGGAGGAGACACCUAAAGAGGAUGCUGAAAUGAGUUCCCACGUGGCUGCAACUCCUGCUUCUGCUCUGAACACCAGGAUAGACCCGGACAACGCAGAGCUCCCUACCACCACCCCUGAUGACAGCGAGGACCAGAAGAAGAAGAGGGAGAAGAGGAAGAACUGCUUCAAACGCUUCUUCUCUUGGAUGAAGAGGACAUUCUGCUCCUGCUGUUACGCGGACAACGUAGUGGAGUAAAGAC
Molecule: messenger RNA, 1468 nt
Organism: Xiphias gladius (swordfish)
Lineage: Eukaryota; Metazoa; Chordata; Actinopteri; Istiophoriformes; Xiphiidae
Product: homeodomain-interacting protein kinase 1-like
Exons: 11
Coding region: 1-1464 (487 amino acids)
Biological process (GO): peptidyl-serine phosphorylation; peptidyl-threonine phosphorylation
Cellular component (GO): cytoplasm; nucleus
Molecular function (GO): protein serine/threonine kinase activity; protein tyrosine kinase activity; ATP binding
Source: RefSeq, a predicted model, not a curated record